AUGCAUAUCUAUCCUACAUGUGGUGUUUGGAAAUUAGAUGGAAAUAGUGGAUGGGUUUUUUCUGCUGAUGACAAAGGGGCUAGACUACUGCUAUUGGAUUCAAAUUCUACUUUAGAGGAUUUAAAAGGAAUGGUUGUGGAGGAUUUUGAUAUGGAAGAAGAUAGCUUAGGUGAUUUGGAGUUCAGUUAUCUACCUACUGAGUUGAUCAAUACAUCAACUUCCCCACCUGUGAUAAUUGCCAAUAAUAGACAGCUUAAGAAUUUUAUUGGCUAUGUUGAAAAGAGUGUUUCUACUCUAUUGUGUGUAACAUCUAAAGCUAAGGGUCAGAAUCCAGAUGAAGCAGAAUUUGAUCUUAACAUGUCGCCAUCUGAUUCAAGUGAUGAUGAAGAGGAGAGCAAGUCCUUGAACAGAAGUGACGAAGCUCCUGUGUUUUAUGAGACUCAGAGCGAGGAGAAGAAAGAAAAGGAUGACGGAUUCGAAUCUGAUGAGGAUGCCUAUGAGGCAGGUACUGAGAUCUGUGAAACCGAGAACAUAGAUAGUAAGUUAAACUCCUCUCUGCUCCAAGUUGUUAAGACGGGACAAUAUUUUGAGAGCAAAACUUUGUUGAAGGCGACUUUCGAGAUAUGUGCAAUGAAGCAUAACUUUGACUACCAGGUUAUCAAAACGGAUAGGAAAGUUUGGUAUGUUAGAUGUGCGGAUGAUGCAUGCAGUUGGAGUGUUCGAGCAACGUGUUUGAAGGAUUCUAAAUUUUUCGUGAUCAAGAAGUAUGUCGGUCAACAUAGUUGCGCACCUUCAAGCAAAACCAAAGCGUGUAAGACUGCCUCGGCAAAAACUAUAGGCAGUAUCAUUAUGCAUAAGUAUGAAGGGGUCAAGGAGGGGCCAAAAUGUAAUGACAUCAUACAGAUUAUGCGUCGUGAUCAUGCUUGUGAGAUCUCGAAAUCCUUAGCAUGGGAUGCUCGUGAAUAUGCGAUCAAUGCAGUAAGAGGUAUUCCAGAGAGAAGUUAUGGGAAAAUACCAAAAUACUUGCACAUGCUGCGAGAGGCUAAUCCGGGGACACGUUCAGCUUAUGAGAUGGACGGCAAAGGGAGGUUUCAGUACCUGUUUAUUGCAUUUGGGCAAUCGAUAAGAGGUUUUAAGAGAGUCAUGAGGCAGGUUAUAGUGAUAGAUGGGACUUUUUUGAAGAAUAAGUACAAAGGAGUUUUACUCGUUGCUACUGCUCUUGAUGGAAAUUCGAAUUUGUAUCCUAUUGCAUUCGGCGUAGUCGACUCAGAGAAUGAUCGGUCUUGGGAAUGGUUUUUGACACAGCUCAAGCUUGUCAUAGAUGAUGAUCGCCAUUUGGCUUUUAUUUCGGACAGACAUGGGUCCAUCGUUAAGGGGCUUGAGAAGGUGUAUCCAGAAGCUAGACAUGGUAUCUGUAUUCAUCAUUUGUUGAAUAAUGUGGUCACCUACUACCAUGGGAAAGGACUUGUUGGGUUGGUUUCAAAGGCUUCAAAGACUUAUAGAGUCGCUGAUUUUGAUAAGACUUUUGCGAAUGUGUGUAAUAUCAGUCCGGCUAUUGGAAAGUACCUACGGGAUGCUGAUGUGCAGAAAUGGGCAAGAUGUCAAUUCCCUGGAUACCGAUACGACCUGAGGACAACCAACCCGGCAGAAUCUAUCAACUCUGCUUUGCGUUCGCCGAGAGAGUUUCCACUCAUUCCUUUGUUGGACAGUAUCAGGGAAAUGUUGACACGUUGGUUUUAUAAGCGUAAGAAGCUGAUUGCAAAGCAUAAUCAUCCUCUGACCAAAAAAGUGGAGUUAAAGAUAGCUAGGAGAACCAGGAAAGGCGCCACAUUUGAAGUUUACCCUGUCAGUGAAGGAAGAUUGCUUGUUAGAGGUGACAUGUUUGACUGCUUAGUUGAUUUGGAUAGACGGACUUGCUCAUGUGGAAAGUUCGACCUUUUGAAGAUCCCUUGUAGGCAUGCGUAUUCCACUAAUCUACUCAGUAUAUGA
This is a messenger RNA of Raphanus sativus (radish), 1989 nucleotides long. RefSeq lists its product as uncharacterized. The transcript has a single exon. Bases 1 to 1989 code for a protein of 662 amino acids. The record is from RefSeq and is a predicted model, not a curated record. Gene Ontology annotation, molecular function: zinc ion binding. NCBI's taxonomy places the organism in Eukaryota, Viridiplantae, Streptophyta, Magnoliopsida, Brassicales, Brassicaceae.